AUGGUCUUAACUAACGCCGUCUACUUCAAAGGCUUUUGGAAAUACCCGUUCAACCCUCAAAGGACCCACAAGGACAACUUUUUCAUAAACCCGAAAGCGGCUCUCCAAGUGGAUAUGAUGUCGCAAACGGGAAUUUCAAAUAUGGUAAUUGGACUCGGAGAAGCUUCGCGCCCAGGUGCUGGAGAUGCCCUACAAGGGCGACGCCGUGUCCAUGGUGGUGCUCCUCCCGCGAAGUGGGAGAGCCAAGGAGGUGGACAGGCUGGUCCGACGCCUGAGGCCCAGGAGACUCGUGUCUCUGUGUUGAAGGCGAUGCCCUCCGUCCCGGUGAGAGUCAAGUUUCCCAAGAUCAUCGUGGAGAGUGCUCUCGAGGAUGAACUCAUUUCGACUUUAAAGAAUAUGGGAAUCCGUGACCUUUUCUCAUCCGCCGCCGAUCUGACCGACUUCACACAUGUUCGAGGAUUAAUGGUGAAUGGAGCGAUCCACAAGGCCCUUAUAGAGGUGGACGAAGAAGGCGCAGAGGCGGCAGCGGCGACGGUGCUCGUUAUGACUAAGUCUUCAAUGACUCCAAAGACGACGUUCACGUGCAACCGGCCCUUCGUUUUCUACAUUAAAGAUAACGAGGCGAACAACAUCCUGUUCAUGGGUGUUUAUAGGGAGACCGAAAUAAUCAAACCUGAAUCUCAUCAGCCCGACACCGCUGCUUACAUCAAUGCCUUCUUCAGCGCCGAAACGCGAGGAAAAAUACCAAACAUUAUACAACCCUCCUUUCUUGGAGGCGCUAAAAUGGUCUUAACUAACGCCGUCUACUUCAAAGGCAUUUGGAAAUACCCGUUCAAGUCUCAAAGUACCCACAAGGAGAAGUUUUUCUGGACUCGAAGAAGUUUCGCGCCCACGUGCUGGAGAUUUGAGAUGUCCUACAGGCGUCCAUGGUGGUGCUCCUCCCGCGAUGUGGAAGGGGAUCCAAGACGGUUGAAUGGCUGGUCCGACGCCUGA
Penaeus vannamei (Pacific white shrimp) is the source of this 993-nucleotide messenger RNA. The record is from RefSeq and is a predicted model, not a curated record. Lineage: Eukaryota; Metazoa; Arthropoda; Malacostraca; Decapoda; Penaeidae.